Salarias fasciatus (jewelled blenny) is the source of this 1194-nucleotide messenger RNA. RefSeq names its product SPRY domain containing 4 (gene spryd4). The coding region runs from base 48 to 725 and encodes 225 amino acids. The transcript is spliced from 2 exons. Gene Ontology annotation, molecular function: protein binding. The record is from RefSeq and is a predicted model, not a curated record. NCBI's taxonomy places the organism in Eukaryota, Metazoa, Chordata, Actinopteri, Blenniiformes, Blenniidae.
AGCGGCAGUCUGCGUGUGCAGCACGUGAGCCGCAGCGGUGAGGAAACAUGGCGGCGCCCUCUGCAGCAGCUCGCCUGCGUCUCCUGGCAGGACGGAGCGUCGCCUCCUGUCUGGCAGCCCGACAGAGACGGGCCGUCCGGGUCCCCGCGGGGAGAAGCUUCGUGUCCACGUCGAGCGGCAGCUAUCUGCAGUUCAGGCUCGACGAGCGAACCGCACACAGCAGUCUGGACCUCUUCAAGAAAGACACGGGCGUGAUCUACCGCAUGCUCGGCCUGGACCCCUCCCACGUGCCGAAAAACCCCGAGCGCUUCCGGGACUGGGCCGUCGUGUUCGGCGACGAGCAGAUCAGCGCCGGGCGGCACUACUGGGAGGUGACCGUGAAGAAGUCGCAGGAGUUCCGCCUGGGCGCGGCGGAGGCGACGAUGUGCAGAGACGACUGCGUGGGCACCAACGGCUCCUCCUGGGUGUUCGGCUACGCUCAGAGGAAGUGGUUCGCCAUGACCAAAAACAAGAUGGUUCCCGUGACGCUGGUGGGGAAGCCCGAACGCGUGGGAAUCCUGCUUGACUUUGAGGCGGGCGUCGUGGCGCUGGUGGACGCCGAGAAGCCCCGGAUCAUUCACACCAUCAGAGCCCAGUUGAAGGAUCCCGUCUGCCCCGCCUUUGGACUUUGGAACGGAGAGCUGCUCACACACUCCGGUCUGGAGGUACCCGAAGGCCUGAAGUGAUGCAGAAUCAUCCGUGACGGGCCGGCCGGUGCCGUAGCAACUGUAACCACAACAGUACCUGAUGAUGGUGCAGUAAAGAAAGCAAUAUACUUCCUGGGAAUCCUGUCUGAUUCUGUUCGCGGCGGUGCGUCAUGUCGCCUCACAAUGCAUCUUCCUACUGUAUGUAUUCAAGUCUCUGGCGAUCGUGUCAGACUUUUUCUGAGUGUAACUCAUGUAUUACCUCUGAAGCUUCCUGGUAUUCGGACGGUGUGGGUCAGUUUUGAUAGAAACUUUAAUUAUCAAGCUUUUUUUUUUUUUUUUUUUUACAUAGAAUGUUCUGUCAUGAAAUGAUAAGACCUGAAGCAAUAAAACAUUUCUCAUGUGUGUUUAUAAUGGUUCUAAACUAUCUUCACAUUUGGUUUAUUUUGCAAUGUUGAAAGCAUUGUGAAGCGGUCAGUGUCACUGCCACUUCUGUGAAAUAAAAAAUAAA